CGCAACUCCCCCGUCAUUCAUGCGUUUUCUUUUCUACUUGUUCUUGUCGUCGUCGUACUGAUUCACUUUUUUCUUCUUUGUAUUCACCCACACACACAGCAAUAGCAAUAGCAACAGCGACAAUGGAUCCAGUGCGUCGUAAAGGUACCCAGUUGCUGCAGCAAGCUCUUGGCGCUUCAUCUGAAGGUGUCGCAGAAGCCAUCGAACACGAGAUUUACGAGUCGCAUGAAUCCAAAGUCGACGACAGCUACAAGGAGUCUCUCCGCACGCACUUGUUCAAUCUAAAGCAGAAUGACCCCUUACGCCAACGCGUACUUUCGGGCGAUAUCACGCCUGCCGACUUUGCUCAAAUGUCGACAGACGAUAUGGCAGGUCCAGAGUUACGAAUGACAGAACAACACUUGAGACGACAAUCCAUUACUGAUUCCAUCUUCCAUGACCACAUUCGACCACGUCAUCGUAACCAAGACAAUCUCGAUGAAGAUAAACCUUGAAAGAAAGAAAGUGUCUCCUUUCCCCUCCACCCUCUCCUUGUCCUUUCUCCCCUCUAUGAUAUGUCUUGAGGACAACUGUAAACAUCAAAAAAUAUAGCUAGCCACGUGUAUAGUUUCAAAGUAAUUAUGCUUUUGCAUGUUGGACAUCGUCACAACACAGCCUGC
Molecule: messenger RNA, 659 nt
Organism: Zychaea mexicana
Lineage: Eukaryota; Fungi; Mucoromycota; Mucoromycetes; Mucorales; Lichtheimiaceae
Product: transcription elongation factor S-II
Exons: 4
Coding region: 123-494 (123 amino acids)
Biological process (GO): transcription elongation by RNA polymerase II; regulation of mRNA 3'-end processing; DNA-templated transcription
Cellular component (GO): nucleus
Source: RefSeq, a predicted model, not a curated record